AUAAACCAGCCCAAAAAAAAAAAAAACUUUUUACAUUAUUAUCAUCAUUCAUCAAACCUCAUCAUUAUCAAAAUAUUCAGACCUAACCCCAAACUCAAACCAUGUCUUCUUCCAACUGUCCGUCACCGUUACCCACCGUCACGAAACUUCAAGUUGAUUCCGUUACUUUUCCACCGUCCGUCAUCUCACCGGCUUCCUCCAACCCUCUCUUCCUCGGUGGCGCAGGUGUGCGAGGUUUGGAUAUUCAAGGAAAGUUUGUGAUCUUCACCGUCAUCGGAGUUUACCUUGAUCCUGUCUCCGUCACGUCACUCUCCGUUAAGUGGAAAGGUAAAACGACAGAGGAGUUAACGGAAUCCGUCCCUUUCUUCCGUGAAAUCGUCACAGGUUCGUUUGAGAAAUUCAUCAAAGUGACGAUGAAGCUGCCGUUAACGGGACAACAAUAUUCGGAGAAAGUAACGGAGAACUGUGUGGCGAUAUGGAAAUCGUUAGGGAUUUACACAGACUCUGAGGCUAAAGCUGUGGAGAGGUUCUUGGAAGUCUUCAAGGACGAAACGUUCCCUCCUGGUGCUUCCAUCCUCUUCGCUCUCUCCCCUGAAGGCUCUCUUACGGUUGCGUUUUCGAAAGAUGAUAGCAUUCCUGAAACGGGAAAAGUGGUUAUUGAAAACAAGUUGUUGGCAGAGGCAGUUCUUGAAUCGAUCAUUGGAAAGAACGGUGUGUCUCCUGGGGCUAGGUUGAGUGUUGCCGAGAGAUUAGCUCAGCUGAUGAAUAGUGACAAGGUCGAAGAAGAUGCAACAAAGACUGAUCAAGAGGAAGCUAACGAUCUCCCCCUCGGAGAUAAACUGGCCAAAGAGAACUGAUGGAAUAUGAAAGUUUUUUCUUGGGAUUUUAGUGCUUUAUGUUUCUAUAUCUAAUAGCGUUGUGUUUAGUUCCCAUCGUAUGUUUUAAAUCUGUUUCUAUUCGUAAGACUUAUUAAAUAAUCACAUGGAGUUGGUUCAAAAA
Molecule: messenger RNA, 999 nt
Organism: Brassica napus (rape)
Lineage: Eukaryota; Viridiplantae; Streptophyta; Magnoliopsida; Brassicales; Brassicaceae
Product: chalcone--flavanone isomerase
Exons: 4
Coding region: 102-857 (251 amino acids)
Biological process (GO): flavonoid biosynthetic process
Molecular function (GO): chalcone isomerase activity
Source: RefSeq, a predicted model, not a curated record